AACAGUGAUGUCCCAACAGCGAUGUCGCCUUUGGAACAUCGCUGUUCAAGUUCAUUUUUUCAAAAAAAUAUCCGUUGGCAACUGUAUUUAUUUGGCCUCCUACUCACCUUUUUCUCACAUCUAAACACAAUUUUCCUCAUUCCCCUUGCUAAUUUCAUCUUCUCUACAACUUUUUCUUGAGAAUUCUUCAUCAUCAUGGGCAAAGAUAAGAGCAGGGUAGGAACCUCCGGGAAAUCAAAGUCCAAAUCCCGGGAGCCGGCAACAAACUCCGAGGAGCGCCUCUACUACGGCGACGGGUCGUACCUCUGGUUUGAUUCCGAGGAGGAGCGCACCCGCUUUCUCACCUUCUUCUCCAAGCAGGUUGUGGCUCCCACACAUAUUGUCAUGGAGCACUUCCCAGAGUUGCAAGGCUACGACUUCCUCGACGGGCAGCUUCACCAAACUGGCCUAUGGCCGUUCGUCUCCCGGGCUCAGAGUGAGAUCAACCUGGCGCUUAUUCGGGCCUUCUACUUGAAUCUCCGGCGUGAGGACGACGUCAUCUACAGCCUCGUCAAGUCAACGCUGAUUGAACUCACCGUGGAGCGUCUUGGGCACAUCGCCGGCCUCCCCUACCAAGGCGACGACAUCUCCACCUAUGGCGGAGAAGAUUGGGUCCUCAACAAUGAGGGCCUAGUCCUCGACAAGCUCGGCAUCACCGACCUCAUCCGCCAUCCCACAGGCCAGCCCACCAUCCACUCUGCGAAGUUUGUCAUGAUCUACAUGACGAUCGCCGCGUCUACCUCCCACGAUCACCUCCUCCCGUACCUUUUCUUGGUGAUGGACAUCCAUGAACGGUUCAAGGUCACCACACCCGUUGGCCCGCUCACCAAGGCCACGAAGCUUUGGACGAUCAACGCCCAAACCUUCACCAAGCGGUCGGACAACGCCGUGCCUGCCACUGCCGCACGCCGCCGUCCUGCCAAUGGCCCAGCCGAACCCCAGGCCCGGGCCAAUCUUGCCUCCAUCGCCAACUCCCUCAACCGGCUGCACUUCAAAGUUGACGGGAUGGACGGGUACCUUGAACGGCUCGACGAGGCUAUUCAACGCCAAGGGCAUUCCAUGAACGCGUACUUCCAACGCGUCAACUACGUCCCCCCACCGUACCAAGGCACGUUCCUUAGGCAAGUGUACGGUGAAGAGGACGAAGACGAUGGCUCCUACGCCCCGCCAAACUCCCUGGACGAGGAUGAGUUCGACGACGCCAUUGACGGUGAUGAGAUGGACGUCGACGACGACAAGGAGGAAACCGAAGACGAAGACUAGGCCGCCCCUAGAAUUUCAAUCUCCUUUCUUUCAAUCGUCAUAUUUUUUUACUUGCUUCUGUUGUACUCCACUAUUUCCCAUUUCAAUAAAUAAAAGUUAUAUUUUAUCUUUUUAUUAAUGUGAAAAGGGGGAAAACAAGGGCUAUGCAUACACUAAGGGGGAACGUCACUAAAAACGGGAUCGUUUG
Molecule: messenger RNA, 1489 nt
Organism: Cuscuta campestris
Lineage: Eukaryota; Viridiplantae; Streptophyta; Magnoliopsida; Solanales; Convolvulaceae
Source: the annotation of a GenBank genome assembly